CCGACCGUGAAAUAAGAUGUCUGAUUCCAGCUAGCAGAUUCAACACAAGUUCUCCCAAGAAAUAAAUGAAAUAAACAACCUCCUGUCUUCACUUCUAGGUUCAGACGUUCAGGCGUAAGAACCAGAACGGCGGCUGUAUAUUUCCAGCUCGGAUGGCCUGAGAUUGAAUAUGGUGAAUCUUUGUAGGCUCUAAGUAAAUAUGAAUGAGCCGGUGAUAGGUGACAAGUUUUAUGUUAAUUUCUAAUUUGAGAUUUUGAUGUUGUUACACAGCAUGAAGUUAUAAUUAAAUGGUUGUUUUCUUGAGCCUUUACUGCUGACUCACGUCUAAUAUUUCACUGGAUCCAGGAGGGUGAAAGUCACAGCCUGGAACCUAGUAAUGAUCCUGAACAAGGAUCUUCACAACCAUGGAGCCUGAAAUUCUUGAAGCACAUUGUCUCAUCAAACAAGCAAUCAUUACCCUGUCUUCCUCCAGAACCAGUGCAGAAAUCAUACACACCUUACAGUCUGUGAAGCAGUACCUAAAAGGACCAGAAACUGCCGAUCCCUUGCCACAGAGCAAAAAAUUUGUAAAAACACACUAUUCCCACUUCCUACAAGUCCUGACUAAUAAUAUCAGUGCUGAUUGGCUGCAGUUGCUACCUGUUAACCGGGAAAAAGAAUUAUUGGAUGACUUCUUUCUGACUGGCCCACCCCAUGAAGCAUUCUUGGUGCUGCUGGACACUAUCACAGCAACAAGACCAAGCUUACGACAGGAGCGAUGUGUGGCAAUUCUGGAGCGGUUCCUGCAGGAGAAUCGGUUGACCCAGCUAAUCUGGGAGAUUUGUCUCGAAUACAUCUCGCCUCACAUGUCCAGUCUACAAGAGACACUGCUGAAUAAAAUCUCUGCUUUGCCAGAUCACAUGGCAAACAAACUGGAGAAGGACAACACAACGAUAUUCUACCCCGAGAACUACUACCCACUGUUAGGACAAGAGAUGGUAUUGGUAUUGGAAAGAAUUUAUGAGCAACUGAAAGGUGGGAUGGACAGUUCCCUCUUCUUCGUGUCUCAGCUUCUGGGGAAGGUCUGCAUGCAAGGACACACUGAUGCCGUUCUACAAGUGUUGGUGCCGAGACUCACUGUUCUUACCCAAUCGGAUAGCAUUUGGCAACGAAUCAGUUGGCGAUUAGUGGAGAAUGUGCCUGAACGUUGGAUGGAGAAUGUAGUUUCUGGUUUCGUCCGGCUAUCAGCAGGGCCGAACGUGCUCUUGAGGUUACUAGGCAGCAUCGUGCUGAAGAACAAGAAGGCCAAUUUUGUUCUAACUCACAAAUUCCUACUCUUGCAGUAUCAGCUCAAGACUUCUGUGCUACAAAGCUUGCUGGGAUAUCUGGCCAAAGAGAAGUCUCAAGGCUGCUUAUUGAUUGAGGUGCUUAAGAAGUUGUUGGAGACCUGGAGUAACAGCAGUGCCCUGAGACACACCCCCAUAGAACAGCAGCUUUAUAUCAGCAAGGCCAUUGUCAUCAUUCUUGCAGAACUCUCAGACUCACAGAUACAGGAACACAAAACAGAGCUUCUCUCUGGGAUGAUGGCUGGGAUGGAGUGUCACCUGGACAGCAAUAUAGCCCGUGUUCGCCAGCUGGGGAUGGUUGUUGCAGAAUGUCUGAAUGCAAGGGUGAACUCUGGGGAUCACAGGCUCAAGUUCCAGUACACAGAAGAUGAUGAGUUGAGGGAACUAAAGUCACUGUCCAACCCGAGGCAGCAGUCAAGCUGGGAGGCCCCUCAACAGCAGUACAAAGAUGAAAGCUCACAGCUAGAGAGUGGACUAAACUUGGCAGAGACCAGUCUGAAUCCUGUGGACAGCAGACAGCCCAUGCAGGAAGUGCAGGGCACAGAGUCUGAGUCUGAACUUGACAGUGAUGACGAACUGGUUCCAUAUGACCUGUCGAUUGAUACUGAGCUGCAAAGGAAUCGGGCCCCAGUCUACGUCAGUGACUGUGUAGAAGUCCUGAUGACAUCUGCAGAUCCAGAACAAAUUGAAAUAACUUUGAAGGUUGUGGAAAACUUGAUUAGAAAAAAUCCAACUGCAAGUAGAGAGAUCAGUGUGCAGUUAACAAAGGUUCUCCUCCACCUUGAGGACAAAUUUAACAUCUCUGGGUUCAUGGGACUGCGACAGAGGGGGUUGGUGGCAAUCACUGUCACUGACACAAUUCCUGUCACUCAGUAUCUUACCACGGAGUUCUACGCUGUAAAUUAUAGCCUGUCUCAACGUCUGGACAUCUUAGAUGUCCUGGCACUGGCUGCUCAGGAGCUAUCCCAGCCUGACAGCAGCCGGACAGCAACAAGUGAGAGCCCCUCCAUUCAGCUGUUGAGGUCAGAAACUUCAGGUCCACACAACCCCAGCCAGCAAUGGAAGAAAAUCAUUGAGGAAAGGAUAGAAAACAAGACCCGUCGCUUCACCAGAGGAGCAUCAAGAUCAGAACCCAAGGCUGUUCCCAACAGGCUGAGUUCAGUAGCUGGACAUUUCUUCUUCCCUCUGAUCAGAAAUUAUGACAGGCCACAGACUCCAUUUGAUUUCCUGGCUGAACAGCCUUUGAUGAUGGGACGUCUAAUUCACACGCUGGCAAUUAUAAUGUACUUUUCUGUGAAUGCCAUGGUUGCCAUUCACAUGGGGAAAGCUCUGCUGGAUUUCAUCUGGGCUGUUCGAUAUCACGCAGACGCGUAUGUGCGGCAGGGCACACUGUUUGCUGUCUCCUCGGUGUUACUGAGUGUUCCCAGCCACAUCCUCCUGACUGAAGUUCCAGAUGAACUCCUAGAAAUGAGAUCCUGGCUUGCAGAUGUUGCUGAGAAUGAUGCAGAUGAAGGUUGCCGCAGGUCAGCUCUGCAGAGCUUGCUUUUACUCGAAAACUUCAAGAAGAAACUUGGUAUUUCCACAGAAUAAUCUUUAAUCGAGGUUCAGAUCCAUCUGCUAACGUUACUUGAAGUUGCAUCAGGGACACCUCCAUGUAAUCAGGUCACUGCAAGUUGGAGUAGGUGACUGCCAAAGUGUGAGGCACUCCCUAAAUCUGGCCUUGAACAGAACACACAUGCACAAACCCUGCGUUUUGUAGAAGAUUCAGGAGGAGAAAAUACCAAUAAUUAAGUGUCCUUAGAGGGUGACCACCAUGAGAGAAGUAUGAACCAAGAAGAUUUUGUCUUCCAUGUUCACUAAUAGUUGUAGAAUAAUUGACUCAAAGGGCUCAGUGGAAUGCUAAGCUGUCAGUGGAAAAAACAAUUAAGGUCUGAAGUCUUGGAUCUUGGGAACUUCCUUUUCUGACCUGGAGAUGCAGUCAUCUGUAAUCAUUGAGUCUGAGAACACAUUUAUUUGUCUUGUGAGAAGGUGCCAGUUUUCACUGGUGCACAUUUCCCGCUUUCUCCCUCUCCCACUGGAGCCUGGGCACCCCUAGUAUCAGCAGCCUGCUCAGCCUCAGCGUGCACCACGGCUGUUCCUGAUUCUGAUGACCACAGCUGUACUUCAGGGAGGAAUUGAGCAACAAGGAGUGAAAAAAACGGUCCAAACUUUCCCUAAACCAGAGACAUGAAGCUAAAUCCUAGUGUAACUAAAAACAACUGAGUUGACCUGUAAAUUCCAGGUUUAUGUAGAUUAGGAUCACAUAAAGUAUACUUAAUCCAUUACAGCAGUGAAUAUUUCCAUAUUUUUACUGAUGGGUAUUUGCAGCCUCUUCAGGUUUAGAGUCACAGGGUAAAAUGGAAACAGCUUCAGUUUCUGGGCAAGUAAGAAUUAGAGAGCUCUGGAGAGCUCUGCCUGUAAGGCAACAGGUCUCAUAACAAAUGGCUCAUGUAACUGGUGACACCAGAUCCACGCAGUCUGGUCUCAUAUUUCCUACUAAUUUAAAUACUGUCACCUUACCUUGAGAACUAAUUGGAAGGACAAAAGAUGUAAACUGACAUGACAAAAGAUGUAAACUGUGCAACAAAACUCUAACAUGGUAGGGAGAAUAAAAAUCAUUUAUUCUGAAAAUAAUGAAAACCCAGAGUGUGUUAGUCAGACCAAAAGAUACUUUCCCAACUCUGAAAGAUGAUUUACUUUAUAAUUCCUCACAUCUGCCAAGCACUGUUGCUUCCACAAAAUGGAAAUGAAUAUUUUUGUUUAGGAAUGAGCUGCUCUUUCCUUUAAACGAAGAGGAGAAAGAGGAAUGAGCAGAAGAAUGAUAUGUAACUAAAGUAAUAAGUUAUAUUAUUCCAAAAGCACACAACAGAGAGAACAAAGCUGCCAAAACGUGCUGAACAUUGAACACCAGGCCAGGACCAUGCCUAGUUGUGCUGAUGUCAGUCAGGGUAGAACAACAGACUGGACUCAAUGUGACUAGAUUAAGAGUGAUGGAACAGCUCAAAAUGUGGCUACUUGCUGCCUAAAUGUACACAAAGUGGGGGGGGCGGAGGGGCAGAGGAGGAGCUGGAGGUGAAAAAGAUUAAAGUCUACGAGACGACAAAGCCCAAUACUGCAACGGGCAGAUACACUGCUUUACUGGGAAGCAAGUUUAGAACAGAAUUUGCCAGCAUUGCAUUUUCUCAACAUGACAAAAGAUGUAAACUGUGCAACAAAACUCUAGCAUGGUAGGGAGAAUAAAAAUCAUUUAUUCUGAAAAUAAUGAAAACCCAGAGUGUGUUAGUCAGACCAAAAGAUACUUUCCCAACUCUGAAAGCAGACUGGUCCUCGAUGCCUGAUUGCAGCUAGUUUAUUGUGAGAAGUGUUGGUGUUCUUUUGUUGACCAAUUUUCCCAGCUUCGGCACUGAGGCUGGCUGUGUCCCUUCCCUAGCAGAUAAAUACUAUUAAGAAUGAGAGAGAAAAAGUCAAAUGGUAUAGUGAUCUGAAAAAAAUGGAAAGGAAUCAGAGAUUUAUUUCUUCCUGAAUUUUGUGGUUCCAGGAUGACAAGAACACUUUCCAUAUGGAUAAUCCUGUGCCAAGAUGAAGCAGUUGAAGAGCAGGUAUAGCAAUAGGUUAGAUGCAGAGUAAAGCUCCCUCCACAUUGUUGACUUAAAUACUCUCGGCUCAUUCAGUACAAGUAGGGACGGUCACAAGCCUCCUCCACCUUUACCAAAUAAUGGUUGUUAUGUACCGUGCUACUAUGUAUCAGCUACUAGGAGCUAGGGCUAAGCUGAUUUCACACAAACCUGUAACAGGCAGCAGACUUGGUAGCUUACAGCACAGGAGUCUAAACUCAUUGGAACCUGGUCACCAAAGUAAUGGUUAGUGGCUAACCAUAGUGGCAUUCAGUCUGUUGGACAGGAGAUUUAAAGGAUGAGUCACUUUUUGAUAUUUACUCAAGUUGUAAUAGGAACUGAAAUUGCAAACCACAAUGCUGACAAUUGAACACCCUCAAAUGCACUACACUGAAUGAGAAGAGUCAAUGAUACAGAACUGGUUUCUGUUUAAGUGAAGGUCCCUGGUGAGAAAGGUCUUUUAGUAGGUCAUAAUGCUGCAUCUGACAGAAACAAAUGCCUUUCCUUUAUUUUAUAACAAAAGGGAUAUGUUCUAUUAGACUUAUGCUUCGACAGUGAUAGAAUUCUAUAGGGAGUCCAGUGUUGGAACACACUCGGUAAAAUAAUCUUUUACCUCUAUUAGCCCUUUCCCUACCAGACAAAAUAAAGAGGAAAUAAUGAAUUUUGCAAAGAAAUCAACACAUUCAUAUAAUCAGACUCCUCAAAAAUUUAAUACUUGUAUUAAAGUUUUAUUUUGUUUCAAUUAAACUGGUUUUUAUAGUUAAAACCUUCAGUUAUUUUACAAUUAAAGUUUCAACCAUUAGCCCCCAAAAUUUAAAUGUGUUAAUUCUAACAUCAGGUAACUACAUAGAAAAUAGACACACAAAAAUCAGUUUAUAAGAGACUUCUGUUCCAAUAUGUACACCAGACUUACAUGUAAAGAGUGCAAGGACAAAGAAUUACUUGAUCUCCAAAGUGUCUAAGGAAUCUUAUGUGGGAGUCUGGGAGGCACCUGAAGUUUGAACCAGUUCCUAGUAAUUUGCAGAUUUUUCAUUUUGCUGAUAGGUUGAACAGAUUUGGAUUCAAGGAUUCCUGGUUAGACACCCCUCCUUUGUAAGGCAGGCUGAUAUUGUGCAUUUAUUAACUCUGGUUAAAUGUUGAACAGGAAUAACUGCUGGUUUCUGCAAUUGAAAGCCCUUGAAGUGGAGAUUCUUCAGUAAAUCAAGAGAGCACAUUAAAGCAGUCCAAAAUUAUCACAACAGUACUGCAUCUCAUUUUUAUGAGAAUUCACAAUAAUAAAUUUAUGACCACCAGACCUGACUGGGGUGUGAUCAUUAAUCUGCUAAAGAACAGCUGCACAGCUUGGUCUUGGACAUGUCAUAAUAAAGAUGAGGCAACUAAGUGAUCAUGACAUGGAAACUUUGGUGGGAUUGUUCCAAGUGUUACAGCAGCUAACAUGGAACCAAAUUGUUCGAUUUCUGAAGCAAGAGGCCAAUCAGUCAUGGCUGAAGGAGAAUGGUCAAGAUUCAGAAAUCCUUUAUGGAGAUCUAAACUUAAGAAUUAAAAAAGCUAAAGGAAUUCACCUCUUCCCUACCAAUCUCCUUCCUUCAUUAAUGCUCCUGGUAAUGUUACUUCAAUCAAACAUCACUUCUCUCAAAGUAGAAUACUUUGGUGGUAUAAUUGUUCUCAUUGGGUCAGACUGCAAUUAAGUAGUUUAGUCUGAUCCAUGUUCAGACUUCAGAUCCUUUUGUGGAUUUUCAAAGCUUAUCUAAUUGUAAG
Stegostoma tigrinum is the source of this 6736-nucleotide messenger RNA. RefSeq names its product TEL2, telomere maintenance 2, homolog (S. cerevisiae) (gene telo2). Bases 405 to 2915 code for a protein of 836 amino acids. Gene Ontology annotation, cellular component: cytosol. The transcript has 21 exons. Gene Ontology annotation, biological process: protein stabilization; telomere maintenance via telomerase. NCBI's taxonomy places the organism in Eukaryota, Metazoa, Chordata, Chondrichthyes, Orectolobiformes, Stegostomatidae. The record is from RefSeq and is a predicted model, not a curated record. Gene Ontology annotation, molecular function: telomeric repeat DNA binding; Hsp90 protein binding.